Trichoderma atroviride IMI 206040 is the source of this 1035-nucleotide messenger RNA. RefSeq lists its product as uncharacterized. The record is from RefSeq and is a predicted model, not a curated record. Lineage: Eukaryota; Fungi; Ascomycota; Sordariomycetes; Hypocreales; Hypocreaceae. Gene Ontology annotation, biological process: rRNA processing. Gene Ontology annotation, cellular component: nucleus.
AUGGGUUCCAGCGCCAAAAAGAAGAAGGAGAAGAAGAAGGAUUUUCAGAAACCCAAGUAUAAAGUAGGCAAAACUGCUCCAAAGGCUUCAAAUUUCACAGACACCAGCUUUAAAUCCAGAGCAAUUGUUAUGAACCAGCAGUCAUUAUCAACUGCUGCCCCAGACGCUGUUCACCAAUUCAAACACAAUCUUUCUCUAGCUUCAUCUUCAAGGAAUGACAAACAACGCCGCGAUGCCUUGGCCUACCUCACCAGCCAACUCUCCUCACAACCUCCAGUCAACCCCGUUGGGACAAACAACAUCCUCUUGAAAGUUCUUCCUCUCAUCUCAGAUAGCUCGACACCAGUGCGAAGCCAGCUGCUAAAGCUCCUUCGCGCACUUCCAAAAGACCAAGCAAAACACAGCGUUAGAGAAGCCAUCACGUUCAUUCGCGCUGGCAUGACCCAUCUCUCGGCUGAUAUCAGCAGCGAUUCACUAGGAGUUAUGGAAUGGCUUCUCGACGUGGCUGAGGAUGAGCUUGUCGCCGUCCCUGGUGGAUGGUUCAAAACUUUGAAGACGUUUUGCAUCAUCAUGGGCUGGUCCCUGUCGUCAUCAGCGGCCGGAUGGACAUCGGCUCCAGGGUCCGGACUUCGAGCAAAGGACGCCCAGAUCCUCGCCCGCCAGAUAUCGAUUUUGACCAGAUUCAUUCGGGUUGGACUCAAGCCGCCAACUCCCGUUCCUUGGAGUCCUCAAGACUAUUGGGAUAACCUGUACAGGAUACCCCGUGAUCCACACGCCUUUGAAUACCUGAACCUCUAUGGAGAAAGGCGCGACGAAGAGAGCGAGAUGUACGCAAGUCCAGAAUCAAGACAGGGAGUUUUGUCUCGCAAAUUUAUGGAUCCCAUUACAAAGGGGAUCGAGAAGGCGAAGAAAGAGGGCGGCGCGGUGGGCAGGGCAGUUGCUGGACUCGAUCAGGUAUUGACAGAUGGGAUGCGAGACUACAAUGGCUCCGACUCACAACUGAUGACUGACCAAUGGUUAUUGGAUCUGUGGUAA